AUGUCGAAAGUAUCAUCUUCCUUUUUCGGACGGUAUCUGAUCGCUUAUCUCAGACAUUGGAAAGAACUUGGCAUCCAAGGCGAAUGUCCCUAUCACUUCACGCAGGAUGAACUACAUAGCCACUCCGUUGAUGCCGAGGGCUGGAAUGAGGUCCAGGAUUUCUUUAACAGUAUAGAUGAUCUUGUGAAACGAGAUGGAUGGGCAUAUCCUGAUACGUUCGACGCUGCCUUCAAUUUCUUUUCAGAGCUUCGAGAACGCGGCCUGAAGAAUAUGACGGGCAAGGAAAAGAGAGCUUUUGACAAACAGACUCGUUGGGCCAGAAAACAGGGCGAUUCCCGGGCCUACGGGACAUCACAACACCAGCAUAAUAGGAGCAUCUACCACGCUUCACGUUGUCCAACCUUUAAUUUGACUCUGGAACAGAAUUCAGACUAA
This is a messenger RNA of Penicillium mononematosum, 435 nucleotides long. RefSeq lists its product as uncharacterized. The transcript has 2 exons. Lineage: Eukaryota; Fungi; Ascomycota; Eurotiomycetes; Eurotiales; Aspergillaceae. The record is from RefSeq and is a predicted model, not a curated record. Bases 1 to 435 code for a protein of 144 amino acids.